Molecule: messenger RNA, 1059 nt
Organism: Linepithema humile (Argentine ant)
Lineage: Eukaryota; Metazoa; Arthropoda; Insecta; Hymenoptera; Formicidae
Source: RefSeq, a predicted model, not a curated record
GCUCUAAUUUGCCUCCGAUUGGUUCCGCGACGAUCGCCACGACGUCGUCGUUGGAUGCCACGGACGAAACAGCUGCCGCUGUAUAGGCCGUCGCCGGACGAGUCUGUGCCGUCGGCUUCCCGUCGCCCUUGCCCUUGAGCACGGGGCAAUCAAACUGACGGUGACCCUUCGCCUUGCAGUAAAAGCAGGUGCGCUUGUAGACGAGCUGGGCUUCCGCUCUAAAUCUACGCCACCUUCUGCGAUACGGCGCAUUUUCACUAGAAAAUCGUCUAUCGAGUCGCCCGCUAACGAGAGAGCUAUGGCCCUCAACGAGUUCUGCGUUAUUCCGCCGAUUAGCAGAUGAAUCGCGUCGUUAACCGGCCCUGUCAGGAUCCGAUCACUUCGCCCGUCUGGAUCUCGUACCACUGGCGGGCGAAUUUUGUUAAUUUGCUGAACGCGGCCAGUAAUGUGAUCCCGUCGGACGCACCAUGAAUAACGGCAACUUGGUCGACCCGUCUCGACCACACGGCAACGUUCUUGUCCUCACCGCCACUAAACUCCGGAAUCUGAGAGGCCAGCCAGCUAACCGCGUUACCCGUCGUUUCUGGGCUACCUGGGUCUGCCUCUCCCUCAGACUGGACAAUCUGGACGUUUUCUGCCCUCGGCGCCAGCUGCUGCAGUACCUGCAGCAUGAACUGCUGCUGCUGCUGCUGAAGCUCCUGCUGCUGCUUCAUCAUCGUCGUGGAGAUGUCCGACAUCGCCUGACGGAACAUCUCCGACGUCAACGGCUACUCCUCCGACUGUUCGCCUUGAAGACGAUGCUGCUGGAACGUGGACUUCGCCAACUGCUUGCUGCUCGUCCAACGUCCUCUCCGACGGCCCAAUCCUCUCAAGACUCGAAGAGCCCGUUUUCUACUUCGACACGACACGGCAACGGUUUCAGUCUUUCCGACACGAUGCGGACUUGAAAAGCCCUUUAUCUGUUUCGACACGACACGGCGACGAUUUUUAACGUUUUUCGACACGAUACGGACUCAAGGAUACAGUAAUCCCACUUCUGAGCUGUAAGAUAUUUCUUGA